AUGUCUUUUUGGAGAAACUUCAACAAAGAGAGGGAAGCUGCUGUUGGCUGCAGCAAUUAUGACUGUGCUCCUCCCGUUAGCGAGGCUUUCCCGGAGGAAAAGGAUUUGGACAGGACCAAAUCAUUGUUGGAGGAGCUCCGGUCCUGUGGGAUUUUUGAGGACAGUGGAGAGCUUCAGCAUAGAGAAAAUGUGGUUAAAAAACUGGAGUCUCUCUAUAAGGAAUGGCUGAAAGAAACCUGCGUUAGUAUGGAUGUGCCUGAGGUGGUGACAGACAAAGUCGGAGGCAAGAUCUUCCCCUUUGGGUCUUAUCAUCUGGGAGCCGACUUCAAAGGCGCUGAUAUCGACAUCCUCUGCGUUGGUCCGGGCUUCGUGGAAAGGAAGGAGUUUUUCACCUCCUUCUAUAAUAAACUCAAAGCCCAGAAAGAGGUGAAAGACCUUCUGGCGAUUGAAGAGGCCUUCGUACCCGUCAUCAAACUCACCUAUGAUGGAAUCGAGAUGGACCUAGUAUACGCCAGAGUGAAUCUGAGGAGCGUCCCAGAGAAAAUCAGCCUCCUUGAUGACAGUCUUUUGACGAACCUCAAACCAGAGUGUGUGAGGAGUCUUAAUGGCUAUCGGGUGACAGAGGAGAUCCGCCGAAGUGUGCCGAAUGUUUCUACCUUUCAGCUGGCUUUGAGAGCUAUUAAGCUGUGGGCCAAACGCCGGAGGAUUUAUUCCAACAAGCUGGGCUUCCUCGGCGGGGUUUCUUGGGCAAUCAUGGUGGCGAGCAUCUGCAAAAUGUAUCCCAACGCGUCAGCAUCGACUGUGGUGCACAAAUUCUUUCAGGAUUUCAGCGUGUGGACGUGGCCGCGCCCAGUGUUGCUGAGAACUCUGGUGUACCAUGAUAAGAGCUUCGCAGUGUGGAACCCCCUGGACAACAAAGCCGACCGCGCCCACUUGAUGCCAAUCAUCACCCCGGCUUACCCCCAGCAGAAUUCAGCCUUCAAUGUGUCCCGCUCCACGUUAGCCAUCAUAAAAGAGGAACUCCAGAGAGGUUACGCCAUCACUGAAGACAUCCAGGAAGGCAAAGAGAAGUGGGCCAAACUUUUCCAAACAUCAAAGUUCACGAAUCAGUACCAGCACUACAUCAAACUGCAGCUCACGUCACCUACAGAGGAGAAGCAUCCUGAAUGGGUCGGACUGUUGGAGUCCAAAAUCAGGCACCUGGUGAAGACCCUGGAGAGGAUUGAAUACAUUUCCAGGGCCCACGUAAACACAGAGUCCCUCACUGCUCCUCCAACCAGAGAUGGAAAAAUCACCACUUCCUGGCUCAUCGGACUGCUCCUCGACCCAAAGGUGUACCGGCCCAGGGUAUUCAAUCUUUACCCUGAGCUAAAACCCUUCAGAUGUCAUGUCUACAACCUGUCUGAAACCACCAACAUGACAGAGAAUGGGGUGACUUUAUGGUCACGGUACAUCCUGAAGGAGAACCAGACCUGGAGGGACCCUCAUCCGGGAAACAGGGUGUUCAGGCCAGUGGCGCCUACUGUGAGACCGCAGACUCCUUCAGCGGCACCAUGCGGCGCUGUCAGACCAGCCAUGACUGGUAAAGGCUGGCCUAAACCUCUAGCUCUGAAGAGGAACCAGAGUUCAGUUCCUUCAACAAGCGGCCCCUCUGCCUCAGCCUCGGUGGGUCCACAGGGCACAAAGCGGCCUUCUCAUCCACAGCUGGAAACUUCAGCCAAGAGGAUGAGAUCUGAAGGCCAGCCCACCUGUCCUGUGUCCUCUCCUGCUGCAGAACCUGGAAGCUCUGGUCCUUCUCAGAGCACGAAGAGAGCCUGUAGCUCUGAGCCUGAAACUCAGAGCAAGAAGCUCAAACCUGACCUCAAGACUCCAGCAUUUACGUCUCAGACCGUCCCUGCAGACGAGCUCUGCGACCAGCCCUCCGGACUCUCCACACCUGCAGCACCUGUGAAGCACAACAUCACUUUCAAGCUCAUGAGACGCUUCUAAAGGACCCGACCUGCAGGAGAACUACAAUCUUCACCCUCCUGCCUCUUGUGGUGGCUGUAAGCUGGGCUGCAUAUGGGUGGGUUGGUGGGACACACCUUUUCACAGCACACUGACAAAAAAGCUGUGAAAAGGUGUGCUGGGGCCUGAAGUCCGGCCUCUGGUUUAUUCUCGGUGUGAGUGGCCUCACUUUGGCUACCAGCAUAGAGAGUAUAGCUGGAUGUGACGCCUGGCUUCAGGUGCCUAAAGGGCCCUGCAGGGUUCAACUCACAGCCAAAGCUGAAGGUUCCUGUCAGAGCCUGAAGGCUAUGAGGAGAACCUGCAGGUCCACUGAGGGGGGAUUUAGGGUUUUCUCCGAGUGCUUCGGUUCACCCCAAAUUAAUAAUUUGAAAAAAAAAACAAGCCCCCUUUCCCCAAAAAAUAAUAAAAUAAAAUAAAAUAAAAUAAAAGGUUUGAUUUCUCUACUCCUGUCUUUUCCCUUAUGAAUUAUAUUAAAUUAGAUUAAAAGUUGAAAAAAGAAAAAAUAUAUUUGUAAACCUCCCAUUGAAAGAAGGUGAAACAUCUUUUUGCCUUCAGACACUUUGCUUUCAGAAUUUUAAUAUUUAAAAGAAUGUCAGAAUUCUCAGAUUAAAGUCAGA
Molecule: messenger RNA, 2624 nt
Organism: Cheilinus undulatus (humphead wrasse)
Lineage: Eukaryota; Metazoa; Chordata; Actinopteri; Labriformes; Labridae
Product: poly(A) polymerase type 3-like
Exons: 19
Coding region: 1-1989 (662 amino acids)
Cellular component (GO): nucleus
Molecular function (GO): poly(A) RNA polymerase activity; RNA binding
Source: RefSeq, a predicted model, not a curated record